Pediculus humanus corporis (human body louse) is the source of this 2742-nucleotide messenger RNA. RefSeq names its product 1-phosphatidylinositol-4,5-bisphosphate phosphodiesterase, putative. Lineage: Eukaryota; Metazoa; Arthropoda; Insecta; Psocodea; Pediculidae. Gene Ontology annotation, molecular function: calcium ion binding; phosphatidylinositol-4,5-bisphosphate phospholipase C activity. The record is from RefSeq and is a predicted model, not a curated record. The transcript has 18 exons. The coding region runs from base 1 to 2742 and encodes 913 amino acids. Gene Ontology annotation, biological process: lipid metabolic process; phosphatidylinositol-mediated signaling.
AUGACUAAACGAUUUGAAUUUAAUUGGCACAUACCAGUGCCAGAACCACUCCUUUCCGGUGGUGUAUUCGAUAGAUGGACAGAAGAAAAAGAUUCAACCGAUUUUGAAACUGGUUGUUUAUUUAAAGUUGAUGAAUAUGGAUUUUUUAUUUAUUGGAAAAGUGAAGGCAAAGAAGGAGAUGUCAUUGAAUUGUGUCAAGUCAGUGAUAUCAGAGCAGGAGGAAUUCCAAAGGAUUCUAGACUGUGUAGUCAACUCAUAAAUAAGCAUGGUCAUCAACUGGAAGAAAAAUCUCUUACCAUUUGCAGUGGAACAGAUUAUAUAAAUAUAAAUUAUCAGCAUAUCAUUUGUCCUGAUGCUGCGACAGCCAAGAUUUGGGUUGAUGGUCUGAGAUCAAUUACGCACAACGUGAAAGCAAAUAAUUUUAGUCCUUUCACUUGCUUAUUAAAACAUUGGAUGAGACUUGGAAUGUUGGUAGAUCCCAAAGGAAAAGUUUCCGUUAAAGUCGUUGUCAGAACGUUUUCAUCUGGAAAAACGGAAAAAUUAGUAUAUCAAUGUCUUCAAGAACUGGGAUUACCCAGUGGUAAAAACGAUGUUAUCGAACCCUCCGAUUUUACUUUCGACAAAUUUUAUGCCUUAUACCACAAAAUUUGUCCGAGAAACGACAUCGAAGAUUUAUUUCAAACUAUAUCGCAAGGAAAAGCCGAAUCUAUAAGUGUAUCUCAAUUUAUAACUUUUUUAAAUGAAAAGCAAAGGGAUCCACGAUUGAAUGAAAUAUUAUAUCCCUUAUAUGAUGAAAAACGUGCUGUGGAAAUAAUAACCACGUACGAACAAGAUGAAACUGCCAGAAACGAAAAAAGACUAACCAAAGAUGGUUUGAUUCGUUAUUUAAUGUCUGACGAAAAUGCUCCCGUUUUUCUUGAUCGUUUGGAUAUUUACAUGGAUAUGGAUCAACCAUUAUCUCAUUACUAUAUUAACUCUUCCCAUAAUACUUAUCUGAGUGGAAGGCAGUUUGGUGGAAAAUCAAGCGUGGAAAUGUACCGUCAGGUCCUUUUAGCUGGAUGUAGAUGUGUUGAAUUGGAUUGUUGGGAUGGGAGGAGUGAAGAUGAAGAACCCAUUAUAACGCAUGGAAAAGCCAUGUGUACCGACAUUUUAUUCAAGGAUGUGAUACAUGCGAUUGCUGACUGUGCUUUUGUAACAUCUGAUUUUCCAGGUCAAUUUAUAAUAUCAGACGAUGAGCCAAAAGAAGAUGCCAGAGCUGCGAUUGUACCGAUUCCCGAAGAAAAAAAGGAAGAAGUUGGUGAUAUUGUUGGUGAAAUUCCCGAAAUUCCUCCCGUUCAAAUCCAAUAUACUGGAUCAACGACUAACGUUCAUCCCUGGCUCUCAUCUAUGGUCAACUACGCUCAACCAAUUAAAUUUCAGGGUUUUGACGUUGCUGAUAAAAACAACAUACAUUACAACAUGUCUUCUUUUGUGGAAACAGCUGGAUUAGGAUACCUUAAAUCUCAAGCAAUUGAAUUUGUUAAUUACAACAAAAGGCAAAUGUCAAGAAUUUAUCCAAAAGGUACAAGAGCUGAUUCUUCAAAUUACAUGCCUCAGGUAUUUUGGAACGCCGGUUGCCAAAUGGUAUCAUUAAAUUUUCAAACAGCGGAUCUUCCGAUGCAACUUAAUCAGGGAAAAUUCGAAUACAAUGGAAAUUGUGGUUAUUUACUUAAACCUGAUUUCAUGAGACGCAGCGAUAGGUCAUUUGAUCCUUUCGCAGAAAGUCCCGUGGACGGAGUUAUAGCCGCGCAAUGUGCCGUCCAGGUGAUAGCCGGUCAAUUUUUAUCAGACAGAAAAAUAGGUACAUACGUCGAAGUAGAUAUGUACGGAUUACCCACCGAUACAAUCAGAAAAGAAUUUAGAACGAGAUUGGUUCCCUCAAAUGGUUUGAAUCCAGUAUACAACGAAGAACCUUUUUUAUUUAGAAAAGUCGUCCUUCCCGAUUUGGCUGUACUUCGAUUCGGGGUUUACGAUGAAAAUGGAAGAUUGUUGGGUCAAAGGAUUUUACCAUUGGACGGUUUACAAGCUGGUUAUAGACAUAUAUCCCUGAGAACGGAAGCUAAUUUUCCGAUGUCAUUGCCGAUGCUUUUUUGUAAUAUUGAAUUAAAAAUUUACGUUCCUGAUGGUUUUGAAGAUUUUAUGGCGGCUUUGUCAGAUCCGCGAGCUUUUAUGUCAGCGCAAGAAAAAAGAGCCCAACAAAUGAAAGCCAUGGGAAUCGAGGAAACAGACAUAAAAGAUUUGAAGGAUGGAGAAGUGGAAGAUUUAAAAUUGGAGCCAAUCAAUGUGGAUGUUUUAAAAUCGGAAAAAGGAUUUCAAAAAACUGCUAAAAAACAGCAAAAAGAAAUUGAUAUAUUAAAAAAAAAACAGAUGAAAGAAAAAGGACUCAUUGAAAAAAAUCAAUGUUCGGCCGUUGAGAAAGUUGUCAAAGGACGAGACAAAAACGAUUUAACAUCAGAUCCGAUGAUAUUAAAACUUGUUAAUGAACAAACUCAACAAUGGAGCGAAAUGCAAGAGAGACAUAGAAAAGAAGAAUGGGAAUUAUUAAAGCAACACGUUCUAGAUCAGCAAGAAAUAUUAAAAAAAUUAAUGAAGGCAUCACAAGCAUCUCAAAUAAAACAAAUCGAAGCCAAACACGAAAGAAUAAAAGAAAUGAAUUCACGACAAGCGAAAAUAUCCGUCGAAACGAUGAAAGAAGUCAAAUGA